AUGCGUUUAUAUUAUGUGCUUAUUUUAUACAGCCUCAAAGUAGUUUAUACAUCCGUCAUAUACCAGAAUCAAAGGUUGUCAGUUAAAGCUUUUGUACUGCCUUCCGAGGAGUCGAAGCAACUAUAUGAUGAUAUCGGCUUCAUUGUAGUUAACAGAGAAUUUACUGGUGAUUGGAAUAUAGUUGAAACUUUUAAUGUAAAACGACCGGAUAAUGUAUUCAAGUGGUUUGAAGACAUGAAAUUUGAUGAAUUUGAACAUAAAGUUGUAGGGUAUGCUGUGGAUAAGGAAGCUAUUUCGAAACGAGAAGUUCAGUUAACAGAACUAGAAGUAGUCAUUGACAUACAAUUAUGCCGUGAAAUUUUAUCAUACAACCAUAUUAUUGUUGGUUUCAAUGUACCAUGUUACCAUUCAUGUUCUUAUAACAGCUACGUGAACGAAGAUGAAAGAUGUGAUAAUUACCAUGGAGUUUUAGGUGGAGCAUUGUUUAAUGUUAAAAGCAAGAAACUGUUCGGUAUUGCAACUUGGGCAGCAUAUUAUAGAUAUUUUGAAUUACCAGUAGGAUUUUCUGUACCAAACUCGGACUCUUAUUUCAAAGAUCAUGCCUGCAGCUUAAAAAUUCGGGACAGUCAAGAAACAAAUGCAAGCAAAGGCUACUAUCAAAAGCUUUGUGAUAAUAAAAGGAUCUGA
Molecule: messenger RNA, 687 nt
Organism: Vanessa tameamea
Lineage: Eukaryota; Metazoa; Arthropoda; Insecta; Lepidoptera; Nymphalidae
Exons: 3
Coding region: 1-687 (228 amino acids)
Source: RefSeq, a predicted model, not a curated record